AUGAUGCCCUUUGUGGAAGACUGGGACUUGGUGCAAACCCUGGGAGAAGGUGCCUAUGGAGAAGUUCAACUUGCUGUGAAUAGAAGAACUGAAGAAGCAGUUGCAGUGAAGAUUGUGGAUAUGAAACGUGCCAUAGACUGUCCAGAAAAUAUUAAGAAAGAGAUCUGUAUCAACAAAAUGUUAAAUCAUGAGAAUGUAGUGAAAUUUUAUGGUCACAGAAGAGAAGGCAACAUCCAGUAUCUAUUUUUGGAGUACUGCAGUGGGGGAGAACUUUUUGAUAGAAUAGAGCCAGACAUAGGCAUGCCUGAACAAGAUGCUCAGAGGUUCUUCCAUCAACUUAUGGCAGGGGUGGUUUAUCUGCAUGGUAUUGGAAUAACUCACAGGGAUAUUAAACCAGAAAAUCUCCUAUUGGAUGAAAGGGAUAACCUCAAAAUCUCUGACUUUGGCUUAGCAACCGUGUUUCGGCAUAACAAUCGGGAACGUUUGUUGAACAAGAUGUGUGGUACUUUACCAUAUGUUGCUCCAGAACUUCUAAAGAGAAAAGAAUUUCAUGCAGAGCCAGUCGAUGUUUGGUCCUGUGGAAUAGUACUUACUGCAAUGUUGGCUGGAGAAUUGCCAUGGGACCAGCCUAGUGAUAGUUGUCAGGAAUAUUGUGAUUGGAAAGAAAAGAAAACAUAUCUCAACCCUUGGAAAAAAAUUGAUUCUGCUCCUCUAGCUCUGCUACAUAAAAUCUUAGUUGAGAACCCAUCAGUAAGGAUUACCAUCCCAGACAUCAAGAAAGAUAGAUGGUACAACAAACCACUCAAGAAAGGGGCAAAGAGGCCCCGGGCUACUUCUAGUGGUGUAUCAGAGUCUCCUGGUGGAUUCUCUAAACAUAUUCAAUCCAACUUGGACUUCUCUCCAGUAAACUGUGCUUCUAGUGAAGAAAGUGUGAAGUACUCCAGUUCUCAGCCAGAACCACGGACAGGCCUUUUCUUAUGGGACACCAGCCCUUCAUACAUUGACAAACUGGUGCAAGGGAUCAGCUUUUCCCAGCCCACUUGUCCUGAUCACAUGCUUCUAAAUAGUCAAUUGCUUGGCACUCCAGGAUCCUCACAGAACCCCUGGCAGCGCUUAGUCAAAAGAAUGACACGAUUUUUUACCAAAUUGGAUGCAGACAAAUCUUACCAAUGCCUGAAAGAGACUUGUGAGAAAUUGGGCUAUCAGUGGAAGAAAAGUUGUAUGAAUCAGGUUACUGUAUCAACAACUGAUAGAAGAAACAAUAAGCUGAUUUUCAAAGUGAAUCUGGUAGAAAUGGAUGAGAAGAUCUUAGUUGACUUCCGGCUUUCUAAGGGUGAUGGAUUGGAAUUCAAGAGACAUUUCCUGAAGAUCAAGGGGAAGCUGAGUGAUGUUGUGAGCAGCCAGAAGGUUUGGCUUCCUGUCACAUGAUAGAUCCACUGGUUCUGGGAUUCCUGGUGAAUAUAGUGCUGCUAUGUGGACAUUAUUCUUCCUAGAGAAGAUUAUCUCUUCUGCAAACUGCAAACAAUAGUCCCUGAAGAGUUGUCUUCCCUCUAGCCAAACAUUUUCCAAUUCUUUUGUAUAUUCUUCAUACAAAUAAUAUCUGUAUCUUAACUGUAAGUGAAACUUUGGGGAAAGGGUGGAUAGAAUUCAUUUAGAUAGUCCUUCAUGUGCAUUUAGCAUCUGAAUUGAGACCCUCCUGGUGGAAACCAUGCUCUGGGGUUACAUGAGUUUACCAGCAUUUAUACCAAUAUAAUGAAAAAUUAUACUCUUGUCCCAUUCUACCAAAACAUUCGGUUCCAUCCAAAAAGUACAUAUUUCCUGCACAUUGACUUAAUCACAUGGAUAAAUUA
Molecule: messenger RNA, 1850 nt
Organism: Dama dama (fallow deer)
Lineage: Eukaryota; Metazoa; Chordata; Mammalia; Artiodactyla; Cervidae
Product: serine/threonine-protein kinase Chk1-like
Exons: 3
Coding region: 1-1428 (475 amino acids)
Biological process (GO): protein phosphorylation; mitotic G2 DNA damage checkpoint signaling
Cellular component (GO): nucleus; site of double-strand break; cytoplasm
Molecular function (GO): protein serine/threonine kinase activity; ATP binding
Source: RefSeq, a predicted model, not a curated record